AUGGGAAGCAUCAUUUGCAGACCUAAGCCGGGGUUAAACGGAAACUACGGCGCAAGGCUUCGUACAAAUCCCCUAAUAAGCAGCCACAUUACGGACCCGCAGGAAAAGUUUAAAGAAGUAAAAAAGUCCUCCCUUAAACUUUUAGUCAACAAGUUCUGCACGUCCAGGUCUCCUCCGUUCACCCAUAGGCGUUUGUUGUCACCCGGCGGCCUAGAGCACGAGGCCGGGAGCCGAGGUCGCCCCGGAGUCGCGACAGGGAGGAGCAGCGGAGGCCGGCCCCGGAGAAGUCGGCUCCGGAGAGGCGUUACGCAACGACCCCGCAGCGACCGCCGGACGGCGCGGCCCGGGACCGGACACCGGGCGGGGACCGCGCCGCCGAGGGCCCGGGAGACAGCGCGCAAGGCCGCGAGCGCGCGUGGUGGACGGCGCGGCGCCCGGAGGCCCAGGCUGGGCGGGGUCGGCGCCGCGGGACGCGGGGUCUCAGCCUCCGGACGCCGCCGCCGAGCACAACAAAGCCGCCCCAACGCCGCCACCCACUGCCCCGCACCCGCCCGGCACCGGCGCGACGGACGCUCCGCGGCCCGCAGGGCGGCUCGACCGCGGGGCCAGGCGGGCGGAGCCCGGUCCCGACGAACUUCCCGGCCGCGGCCCCAGCCUCACCUCCGGGAGCGCUCUACACCCUCGGCGGCGUCCUGGCCCGCGGCUCCGGGACCUCGCGCGCCGGGAGACCGGGCGCCGGUGGCGGCAGUGGUUGCUGACCCCGUAGGGUCGGGGGAGCCCGGGGAAGCGGCGGCGGCGCUGGCGGCGGAGGCUCCAUCUUCCCGGGGCGCUCACGCCGCGGUUCCGACGCGCAGACCCGAGCGGGACAUUCGCUACAUUGUUGGCAUUCCACGGGCGUCACGUGACCCCUCCUCCCGCGUCACUCCCGGCCGCAUACCAGCCCGGGCGGGGCGCCCGCGGCCUUGCUCCCCGGCGCCCGCUCCGCCCCGCCGGCCGCUUCCUGCACCUCCCGGCCGGGCCGCCACCUGCCCUGCGGUGGAAGUCCGCGGCCCGGGAGCGCCGGUUCUCCCCAGCGCCUCGUACCAGUCGGUUAAAAAAAAACGGAACAGUACAAACCAACCAGCGAGACUGGCGUUUACACUUCGGCCACUCCUUUAGCCUCCAUUUGGGGAUUUGGUCCAGGGACAGACGCUGAGAAGAAAUAACAGCGUGGAAGCCAAGUCCUCCAUCUACUAUUGGCUCGCUAACAUCACACUUCCCACCACCUACGGUCUGUGGUAAGUGAUGGUGAGGACUAAUGGUUUUAAAAGUCAACCUGGUUUCCUCUGUAAUUAACAAUCGUGACAUUUGAAGUUUCAAUUCCGGAAGAAACAAUAACGAAGAUCAUUUGUUCCAGCUUUUAUUUAUUUAUUUAUUUAUUUAUUUAUUUAUUUAUUUAUUUUGUACUGGGGAAGGAACUCAAGCUCUCUCUCCUGUGCUAAAUUCAGGCUGUCUUACCAGAGGAACCCUUGUCCGGACAGUUUUACAGCUGCCUCACCAGCCUUUAGUCCUGAACUGUACCCCCAACACCACAAAAAAAAAAAAAAAAGAAAGAAAGAAAGAAAAAGAAAAAGAAAAGAAAAAUCCCUUAGGUCUUCUUCCAGAUAAUCUCUCCAGAGUUCUCAUUUCUCCAUCCUUUGAACUUUCAUAAGCAAGCAUCCUGCAGCAUUUUUUUUUUUUUGGUCCAUCUGACCCUGUGUGCUUAUACUGACAUCUUGCACGGUGAUGGGAACCCAGUGCAUCUCCAACAAUUUAUCUUGUAAAAGAGGAACCCGAUUUUCUGGCGGUGGUGGUGCACGCCUUUAAUCCCAGCACUCGGGAGGCAGAGGCUGGCGGAUCUCUGUGAGUUCGAGACCAACCUGGUCUAAAGAGCAGUACAGAGAAACCCUGUCUCGAACCAGUCCCCCCCAAAUGAGCCCGACUGGCUGGCACUCACCUGUGUAUUUCCUCCCUCAGCACCAAGCACACUGGCAUCCUUCACUGUGUUUAAAUUCUUGCCUCUUGCUCUUUAAAGGUGUAAGAAACUUUGAUCAAGCCAGCUGUUAGUGUGUCACACCUAUCAUCCCAGCACUAGGAGGCAGAGGCUGGCGCACCUGAGUUUAAGACCAGCCUGAUAUACAUAGAGUUCUAAAACAACCAUGGCUACACAGAGAAACCUGUCUCAAAAACAACAAAACAAACCAAAGAAAGAAAAAUUUCAGUCAAAUGAAAAAUGCUUUUAUGGUGUUUAGAUUAUAAACGCCCCUCAAAGGUACUUGUAUUCAGAGGGGCCGUGAUAGUACAUGCCUUUUUUAAUCCCAACACUGGGGAGACAGAGGAAGGUAGAUCUUUGAGUUUGAGGCCAGCCUGAUCUACAGAAUGAGUUCCAAGACAUCCAGGAAUACACAAGAGAACCCCAAGUACAUGUAUUGUAGAUUUGACUUCCAACCUGAAGCCUAUUGGGAGUAUAGUGGAAGUUAAACCAUAGUAUGGGACCCCUUACUGUUUUGAUUCCAGUGUGGCUGUAUGGUGAGCAGCGUUAUAGUAUCAAGAGAGCAAAGGCAGCCAGCCACAGGAACAGACUUCUGAAGCUAGGCACCUUCAUCUCCUAAUACAAAUGGUCUCUUUGGAAAUACCUAACCUGUUUUUUGCACUUAGGACUGGAGAGAUGGCUUAGCAGUUCAAAGCACUUGCUAUACAGUUCUGGCAUCUACAUUGGAAACCUCACAAAUGCUUGUAACUCCAGUGCCAAGGGAUCCGAUGCCUUGUUUUGGCAUCUGCAAAUUAUGUACACACAUACACACAUGUAUAUGCAUGAAACAUACACACAAAUAAAUAUGAAGUAAAUCUUAAAACUUUUCUUGCAGUUGCAGUGACUAUUAGACUGAUUAUAAUAGUGAAAAGUCAAGAACAACUUAAGUGUGCAACAUCAGAGAAGGACCAACAUUCACAUGGUGGUAUAUGUACAGGAAUUAAGAAAUCGGCUUCGUUUUUUUCAAAGUAUAAAUGAGAAUUCAGAACCAAUGUGGAACAAAGAAAAACAAUUUGCAGAACUGUAUACAUUAUGGUACCAUAUUCACAAAUAAACAGAGCCUUUGGAACCUA
Mesocricetus auratus (golden hamster) is the source of this 3123-nucleotide messenger RNA. Its product is annotated as translation initiation factor IF-2-like. NCBI's taxonomy places the organism in Eukaryota, Metazoa, Chordata, Mammalia, Rodentia, Cricetidae. The coding region runs from base 1 to 1158 and encodes 385 amino acids. The transcript is spliced from 3 exons. The record is from RefSeq and is a predicted model, not a curated record.